This is a messenger RNA of Chara braunii, 1892 nucleotides long. The record is from the annotation of a GenBank genome assembly. NCBI's taxonomy places the organism in Eukaryota, Viridiplantae, Streptophyta, Charophyceae, Charales, Characeae.
AUGCUGUUUUUGGUGCAACAACACCAAACACAUCACCAGUCGACAAGGACAAGGAGAAUGCCAAACGUCCAAGCUCGGGAAAAUGAGCACCGCGGAAGUGCAGCGACAUCACUUCCCAAUCCGCUGGAGUCGGCUGCCUUGCUAGAAGCCUCUCUCACAUCCGGGGAUGACGCGGUAGUCGCAAGUUCUCGCAUUGAGUUCGAGAACUAUGCUGUCGAGCUGGUCCCACCGUUGAACCAGCCUCUCCACGUGCAAGAUUCAAGCGCAUGCGCGGUAGUUCCGCCGUUGGACAACGAACCGGUUGCUUCGCCAGCCCUUCUAUCGGAGGAUCCGUCAACUUGGGCGAGUCUUGAGGAACUCGACCCGCUGACGGUUGAAGACUUCCAAUGGUUGCCUCUUCCCUCCGCCGGUUCUUUGCCAACACCGCAUUGCAAUGCCUUAAUGGCACAUUUGCGUGAAUACUUGCACGCUGCAGUACCACCUCUGUUGACGGACGGCGGAGUAGCGGUUGUUGAUCUUUGUAACUAUCUUGCGAAGAUCGACCGCGAGUACGCAACGCAACGGUACGUUGACAUCGACGCGUCACUCCUCUACAUCCGCAUUCAGAUCGGAAAGGCGACCUGCAGUGCCUUGAUCGAUUGUGGAGCGACUCGCAACUACAUCAGCCAAGACUUCAUGGCAUGCGCCGGGCUUGGCCCGCGCGUUCGAAGGAAAAGUCAGCCUACGCACGUCACGUUGGCCGAUGGUCACACACAAAAGUCAAUCGACCGAUGCGUUGACUCGGUGCCCGUGUACUUUGCCCCUCUAGCAUGCGAGGUCGUGUCUUUCGACAUAUUGGACACGAAGUUCGAUAUGAUCCUCGGCAUGUCGUGGCUGCAAAGCGAAGACCAUCCGGUGAACUUCUAUCGAUGCACCGUUCACGUCCGUGAUCGGCGCGGCGAAUUAGUCCCCUAUGAGGAUGUCUUCCAAGCUCCCGCCGGAGUCAUACCGGAUCAGCCCAUACGCCACGGGAUCACUCUCAAGGACGGCGCCGUACCUCCGCGCGGAUGUAUCUACCACAUGAGCGAAGAGGAACUUCAAGUGCUUCGGGCACAACUAGACGACCUCUUAGCCAAGGGCUGGAUUCGCCCUAGCUGUUCGUCAUACGGUGCUCCCGUUCUCUUCGUCCAGAAGAAGAACAAGGAUCUUCGUUUGUGCAUCGACUAUCGGAAACUUAACGCACAAACGAUCAAGAACGCCGACCCUCUCCCUCGGAUCGAUGAUCUUCUCGAGCGACUAGGCGGCGCCAAGUACUUCUCAAAGCUUGACCUCAAGUCCGGAUACCACCAGAUCGAGAUCCAGCCAAGAGAUUGGUACAAAACCGCAUUCAAGACGCAGUAUGGGCACUUUGAGUGGAUCGUCAUGCCUUUCUGUCUCGCCAAUGCCCCGGCUACUUUCCAAGCGGCCAUGACGACGGAAUUCCGCGACUUGCUCGACCGCACCGUACUCAUUUACCUUAAUGAUAUCUUGGUUUAUAGUCGGACGCUGGACGAGCACCUCAAGCACCUUCGCGCCGUAUUGGAGCGGCUCCGUAUCGCCAAGUACAAGGCAAACCGCGACAAGUGCGAGUUUGCCCAUCAAGAGCUGGAGUACUUGGGCCAUUACGUUACGCCGCAAGGCAUUCGUCCGCUCGCGGACAAGGUACAACCCAUUCGAGAUUGGCCGGACCUCAAGUGUACUAUCGACGUCCGCUCCUUUCUCGGCUUGGCAUCAUACUACAUGCGCUUCGUCAAAGGAUUUCAACGCAUCGCUGCACCAUUGUAGCGACUUCAGUCCCCCUUGGUGCCCUUCGAGUUCAGCGACGAAGCCCGGCAUGCGUUUCACACGCUGAAGACGACUUUGCUUCAAGCUCC